AGUGUAAAAGUUGAAGAGACAUAGGCAUUUGCCGAGUUUACACACAGUCGAGCAGGCGGUGGUCGUUGGAGAGAAGCUUUCUCGCGGGAUACCCUCAUUCUAAUAUCCUCUCGUUCGUUUCAUUUUGAUUAUUGGUUUUUUAAUCAUUUUCUAAUAAUGUCUAAAGCUGAUGAAAAUGAUGCUAAUCUCACAGAAAAUGGAGUUCACAAAUCGAGAUCAGACUCAGAGAUAAAUUCCCAUACAUCAUCAAUUCAUAAAUCCUCAAGUCAACAUCGCCGGUUAUUCAUUGAUGAUAUUUCAACUAUUGAAGCAUCUGCUGGUGAUCGCGUCUGGGCAACAUGUUCUGGUGCUGGAGACGCCACUGAACUCAUCACAAUUCACUUUCUAGGCGAUCAAUUUGAAGAGAGUGCAAUUGAUGUUGUUAGGAAACAUUCGCUUGUAAUGUUCACAGUCCCUUCUCUGAAAGUAGACUCAGAAUUGGAAGUGGAGCUCAGAUUUUCAACUUCAAAUGAUAAUGUGACAACGAUUUCUUUCAAAUACUUGCCACGAAAAAUCCAACGUUCGCAUACUCAGGAAAUAUCGCUUUUUGACAAUUUACUUGAAUUUGCCACCAACGGAGACACAAUUUCAUUACUUCAGCCUUUUGUAGCACAAAUUUCAAAACAAGAUAUUGAAGGAAAUACAGUAUUCCAUGUGGCAGCGAAGAAUGGGCAGAGCUUCUCAUUAAAGCUUCUACUUUCAGUGAUUCCACCCGAUAUUAAAAAUGAAGUGAUAAAUGUACAAAACACACAUGGUCUUACUGCACUACAUGUAGCUAUAAGGACUGGAGAUCCCGAUGCUGUUCAUUAUCUCAUGAAUCAUGGAGCCAAAAUUGACAUAUCAGAUAAUCAUGGGAGCACAGCUCUACAUUAUCUUGGAGAUGCAUACAAUGAAUCAAUUUUCAAAGAAAUAUUAGAACCAUCUAGAGGUCAACGGUUUGAUGUGAAUCAGCUGAAUUCGGAGGGAUUUGCACCGAUUCACGUGGCAGUAAGAAGGUUGAAGCUGUCGUUGAUUGAGAUGCUCAUUGAAGCGGGAGCAUUGAUUGAUUUUUUGGAUACUGAAAAGAAAAGAAAUGCGUUGAUGCACGCAAUUGAAAUGAAUGAUUUUGAGACUAUUCAGCUUUUGGUUGAGAGAGGAUCAGGAACAAAUAUAGAAGAUGAAUCUGGAGAGACUGCAUUGAGCUUGGCUGUAAAAAACGUUAACUAUCCAGUGAUUGGCCUUCUUUUAGAUAAUGGAGCUGAUCCGAAUAGACAAAAUUCUAAAGGAAUAUGCUUGGCAGAUAGUGAAGAUAGUGUUAUUCAAAACAUUAUAAAUGGAGAUAGACCCGAACUACCCAAGAAAGAAGCUUUUGGUGUUCCUAAUGAUUUAGCUAUUUCUAGAUCUCCCUUAUUUGGGAGAUCUCAUCCAGAUCAGGCUCCAGGUGAAGAGAGUGGGCGGCACAGAGUUGUGAAGAGAUCUAGAGAAGAAAUAUUAAAUGACGCUCAAACUCUUCUCGCUGAAACUGACUCCAUGGCUCCACGUGUUUCGAGAAUAUCCACAUCUGAAUCUGAAGAUGAGCAACAGCCGGGACCCUCAACAUCGUCGGGAACACGAAGGCGUCGAAGUGAAUGGGAUCGGAAUCCGAAGCUUAGUGAUUCGGUCUGCAAUUUAGAUUAUUUGACCCGAAUUCGCGUUGCAAAAAUAUUUGAUGAUCAGUGCAAAUGGCAAAGAUUGGCACAACAACUCAAUUGUGAUCACAUGGUGGAACUUAUUUCUAUUUGCUCAUCGGGAGACGAUUCAAGCCCGACUAUGAUUCUUUUGGACCAAUUUGAACAACUUGAAGACUCAUCAAUUUCCCGAUUGCGCGAUGCUAUGAAUCAAAUGGCAGAAGAUGAUGCAGUUAAAUUAAUUGAUUCCCGUUAUGUUUACUGAAUAUCGCAGAAUUGUUUUUAUUUAUUUUGUUUUCAGUAAUAAAACUUUACCAUGCAUCCUG
This is a messenger RNA of Caenorhabditis elegans, 2011 nucleotides long. RefSeq names its product Death domain-containing protein (gene ikb-1). NCBI's taxonomy places the organism in Eukaryota, Metazoa, Nematoda, Chromadorea, Rhabditida, Rhabditidae. The coding region runs from base 157 to 1950 and encodes 597 amino acids. The record is from RefSeq and is marked reviewed. The transcript has 9 exons. Gene Ontology annotation, biological process: signal transduction.